Molecule: messenger RNA, 6900 nt
Organism: Blastomyces gilchristii SLH14081
Lineage: Eukaryota; Fungi; Ascomycota; Eurotiomycetes; Onygenales; Ajellomycetaceae
Product: PH domain-containing protein
Exons: 4
Coding region: 2169-5963 (1264 amino acids)
Source: RefSeq, a predicted model, not a curated record
CAAAAAAUGAUCCAAAACUAAGUUUGAUAUGCUGACGAUCAGCCUGCCAGCUCCAAGGUUGAUAAACUACUUCCCAGCACUUCCGCGUGCUGAUGGAUCGACGCUGAUUCAGUCAACACUAUCUUUAGCGCUCACCUAGGAAAAAAGAAAGAAAGAAAACCGAAAGGAAGACAGACGCGCAAAGCUCCUUAUAACUUCCUAUGGGGUUAACGGGGAAUAUUUUCUGAUAAUAAUAAAAGCAUCCGACAAUAAAUAAUGUCUUACAAUGACAGCAUCAGACGUCGAAGCUUGCAGGCGCUACGACUUGGCGGGGCGGUCGUUCGUAACGCUCUCGGAUUAUCAGACCUUGCGCAACGAACUGCGCGUUCGUUGAAAGUCUUCCAAUAAUCUUGGCAGCUUGUCGUGCAGCUCUUUUUUGGUGGCUUGGCUAGCAGCAGUUUGAACUCAACCGGUCCGGUCGUGGUUGACACUACUCCGUACGGAGUAACUAGUUACUGACAAACCAACCAGUCAAGUGGCAUCGCUCUCUCGGCGGGUGAUGACCGGAGGGUCUUGGCUGCUGAUGACCAGGCUUGGGCUGGGGAUCAGCGUGGAAGGCGUGCGUGAGGGCCAUGAGGGAUGACGCCAGUAGAAGUAGCCCUGCGGUGUGUGGCUUGUGUCCAGCGAUGAUCCUGGCCAGAACUACGGAUACAACUUCCCGGUGCGUGCCCGGGGGUUUCUACGCUAGAGUGUCCUUUCUGCGAACGUGAUUUAACUAUAUUUCGACUCCGCAACCUUGGAAGGUUCCGCAGGGAAGGGAGGCCUGUUGGAAACCUGAAAAAUGCAGGAGGAAGGGCAUGAAAAGCUCGAGGUGUUAAACAACAACAACAACAAAAAAAUGGGGGGAAGAGAGACAAAAGGGUGGGAGAGAAAGGAGAUAUGAAAGGAAAAGGAAAAUCUGACAAGUUGCUAAAACUGAGACAUCGGUCAACUAGCAACCGUAAAACCGAGAGAUUUAGUGCUAGGUUCCCAUAUGCGAAACGAACACCAGAGAGACAAAUGGCGGAGGAGGAAUAUGAAACAAGAGGAAGUUCUGCUUGGAGGCUACAUGCUUCUUCUAAGUAGUUAAGUAGUUAGAACGAGGAGAGCUCAUCUGUACCGUACGUACGGGGUGAACCCUGCGGGUGUCCCUUAAAUGGAUAUUUACAGCCCGGACUUGUACUCCGUACAUACAAUGAAUGAUCCCAAAUGACCCGGCCUCUUGGACGUACGUGCAUAUGCAGUAGGGGUACGGUACUGUAGCGUAGCAGUGAGACAAAGCCACAUCACAUCAAUCGAGAAAAGCAACAAAUUCUUUUCUUUUUCCCGUUGGAUCUUUUUGCAUUUUGAUUCUUCUUUUCUUUUUCCUUCUCUGUACGGAGUAGUUAAUAUUUUAAUUUUAUACUUUUAAGAGGAAACCCAGGUCAUAUUGUAAAGCAACGUUGAAUUUCGAUUUUGAAGCUACAUAGCAUCCAUCAUCCAUCAUCCAUCAUAUUCGAGCAUUAUCCGUCAGCGGAUGCGGGCGGUCUUUUCCAGACAACCUUCGCCCCAACUUUAUCCCAACUUUAUCCCAACCUUCUCCCGUCCUCUUCCCACCCAACACAAAUGGAUAACUUUCGUUCUUAACCUUCUUACACCUCCCUCCCACAAUCUCCGUUCGACCUGGGCCUCCCACCUCCGAACUAUCCUAUCUCACUCUCGCUUUUUCUCAUCAGCGUCCGAGUUCUCUCUCUGGCCUCCCUUCUCCGGCUUCCCCUCCUAGUUUGCGAGAUAUUGUUGCUAUUCACCAUGGUUGUUCAUGUAUUCCUACGUGCCCCGGAAUGGAAUUGACAAGGACUUUUCCCGCCUGACAUCAUCAUAAACCCCCUUCCUUUUCUUCUUCUCCUCCGCCUCAUUAUCCGCUACAUCCUCAAUUCUCCUGGUAGUCUCCGUGAGCAUCGUCGCUGCAGCUGUGCACAUCCUCCCCUCACCUCACAAAGCCACGUUGAACGAAAAAUAAAAAAGUAAAGGAAAAGAAACGGGGAUCACACUUUGUGUUGGGAUACAGACAUUUAUAUAUAUAUAUAUAUAUAUAUCUGUGUCACUGCUGCUUUUCUCCCUGACGUCUCACAGUCCCUGGUUGAAUCGGGCCACUCUUGUCGACCGCAAAUAUGGGUCUCCGUAGUGUCUUCUCGUUACUCUCGGCCAAUAAAGGCACCUCGAAGAGCGAUGGAUUCUCCGCUCCAUCCCCAAACGCCUUCCCCUCUCAUCAGAGGAAUAAUACCGACCCUCUUCCUAUAAACAAAGUCCCUUCCCCUACUGCAACAGCUUCACUGUCGCAUACAUUAAAGAAAUCUGACCGAACGAGUUCAAGGCCAGUUUCGGCCGCCUACCCACAACCGUCCGUCAUGGACGUGCCCUCUGAAACGAUCCCCGAGCUAGAGCCCGUUUUGAAUCAUCUGAACGCCCAGACGAACAAACUCUACCAGGAAGGCUAUUUUCUAAAACUAAACGAUUUAGAUAUCCAUGGUCGAUCAUUCCAAGAGAGGCAAUGGGUGGAUUGCUUUGCUCAGUUGAUUGGCACUGUUCUCUCGUUAUGGGACUCAGCAGCGCUGGACGCAGCUGGUCCGGGCGAAGAUGUUCCACCCACAUUCAUCAACUUGGCUGAUGCUUCAAUCAAAAUGAUUGAAACUCUACCCACACGCAGCGAAAUGAGCAAGCCUCUCCAAAACAUUCUCAGUAUAUCAACCGCCGGAAAGAACCGAUAUCUUCUCCAUUUCUCGUCGCUACAUUCGCUGACUCAAUGGACUGCCGCUAUCCGCAUAGCCAUGUUUGAAAAUACCAUAUUGCAAGAAUCUUAUACUGGCGCACUCAUUGCAGGCAAGGGGAAAACUCUGAAUGGCAUUAAGAAUAUCCUAGAAAAAACGAAAUUCGUGUAUGAAGACUGGGCGAGUGUCAGGUUUAGCCCUGGAACACCUUGGAAACGAUGCUGGUGUGUGAUUUCACCCCCAGAUGAGAAGGAGUUUCAAAGAUUGAAAAAGGAGCAGAAGAAGAAGUCAGUCUAUGAUCGAAACGCUCCGUUAUUGAAAGGCAACAUUAAAUUCUACGAGACCAAAAAGACCAAAAAGGUCAAGCCAAUCGCUACAGUCACGGAUGCGUUCUCUGCAUUUGCCAUCUACCCACAGUCUCGGCCACUAAUUGAUCAAUCCACAUUGGUGAAGGUCGAAGGCCGAAUAACGAUACACGGCAAAUCUGAAUCAACUGCUGAAGGAUUUGUUUUCGUUCUACCAGAGCUUCAUCCUGCAGUUUCCGGUUUAGAGAUGAUGCUUCGUUGGCUAUUUCCGGUUUAUGAUACGUUUGGUCUCUACGGAAGACCAACCAGACUAAUUGCGGAUACCCUGAAUACUCGAAGUUUAAUGUUUGCGCUCCCAAAACGACGGCAACCUGGAUAUCUCGACAUUUUUGAUGUGACUACACUGAUACAUACCGAGGGAAGCAAUAAUUGGACCGAACGGGAAUGGCGAAAGGCGCUAAAAGAUGUCACCGUUAAACGAAUGACGAACAAUAAUAGUCGAGAGAGUAGCAUGACUGGAAGCGGGCGCUUUAAUCGAAAUAGCAUAGCGUCGCAAAAUGGUGUACCUUUGAGGUUUGCGAAUGGUGCACCACCGCCCUCUUUGACAGGGAGACCAGAACCUAAUCGCUCUAGCGAUGGAAAUAUAAAAAUUCCGAAAGCUGGAUUGGGUGUUCCGCCAGAUCGCAAUUCGAUGGGUCAUAGACACUACCGCGGACAAGGAUCUCCACCAUCCCUAUCAUCUGGUGAAAAAAGUUUGUCGGAAGAAGCUGAGCUAGCCCCGGAGCCGCCAAUGCAUAGAAACUCUCAGUACGAUGGAAUAUCUGGUCCCACCGGAUACACUCGAAGAGAUAGUGCUAAUAGCGAACUGAACAACUACCAGGUCCAAGACCGCCAAGCACUCAGUAAUGGAUAUCAACAGAGCCCGCCCCCUGCACCUGUAGCCAUGCCCCCGGCUUUCCUUCAUGAUCCCAGAAAGGCGCCCCCUGUUAGGCCUCAACCGUCACCGGGCUUUCAAAAAGCAGGGAACCGGUUGUCACAAGGAACCUUAUCCCAAAUGGUCGAUAUGAACAUGAACAUGACCAGGAACUUGGCUGCGACGGGGGCAGCAGUUGCUUGGAGUGAGCAAACUUCGGCCCAACAGCCGUAUCAUCAAGGUCAGCGAGGGGAUGCGGAGAAUGCUGGUAACGAAGAGAAAAGUUCCACUGAUAUGAAUUUAUCGACCCAAAGCCAAGUAAGCCUUAGAACGUCGAAGCCGUCUUCCCAAGACAACAACGCUCCUGUAGUGGAUGGCCCAAUCCUAAACUCCCCGAGUCCCGAUUCCUAUGAGAACCAGAGCUCUGGAAUGAACUUUCUUUCCAUCGAUACCCACAAAGCAACCUCCCCAAAACCGGUCGCCCAGACUCCAUAUGGUUCUGAAAGUCCGCCCUCUGAAAGAGCUUCGACUCUAGAUAGUAUGCGUCAUGCGAUUGACAUUGAUGCAUUAGACAGAAUCAUAGCUCGAGGGCGGUCUCCCACGGUACCAGUGGAGAAUGUCCAGGAUGAAGAAAGCGUAUAUGACCAAAGUUCAGUGUCCUCGCCUGACUAUGCCAGCUCUCACAAGUCCUCAGUCUCGCGGCGGUCGCAAAAGUCAUUAAAGCCAAGAAUGGGAGUACUGAAAGUUGUUGGAGACGAGGGGCCAGAAAAAUCAGAAGUAGUGAUUGGUGAUGCCCGUUAUCAACGUUCUGACCCCCUUACCUCUCGCAGAGACAAUCCGGACAUCCCCCCUGUCGAUUUUGGGCCAACACAGGCUUAUAUGCCCACGACGAGGCGACCCAGUACCUCAGAUACGCUAGUGCUGUUAACUCACAAGCGGAUUCCUUCAGAUGUUACCAUCGGCCGAGAAAGGCGAGGGCCUUCAAGGGAAACAAGCCGGGGUCCCCACCUCCCGAAAACUCCAUCCAACGACGACCACCGACGAAACAUCAUCUGGCAACCCGGGAUGGUGAGCGGGUCAGUGAGCCCUGGCCCUCAUAUCACACCUGAAGAGUUUGUCCAGCGGAAGGCAGGUGCAAAUUGGCUCAGCUCUCCCAUUCGUUUCCCGCCGGGUACUACUCAACCUCGACCAGCAUCUGGCGAUUGGACAAACCAUAGCCGCCAACAAUCAAUGAAGCAAGACCUACCAGCCCGUCCGCACUCGCGAGGCGCCAUUGUCAUGUUGGGUCACUCUGGACUAGGAUCUACACCACCCCCGUCUGGGGAUUGGACCAAUACAGCACGACAACAAGCAAUGAUGCGGGAAAUGCCCCCUCGUCCACACUCUCGUGGGGCUAGUGUAAUGUUCGGACAUUCUGACAUUUGCCCCCAACUCUCCGCACGGGAGCAAGAAUAUGUCGCGCGCGUGACCGGGUCUUCCUUCUUCAACAUUAGUAGUGAAAACCAAAGUGAGGCCCCGGUUCACGGCGCAAGCCUCGUAAGCGCCAUAGACGCUCGAGAACGCGAGAAAAGGGCUAUCAAGGAGGGUCUUAGCGGGCAAAUGGUCCAACAAGCUAUCGCCCAACGCCAAUAUCGACAAGCGCAAACCCCAUCACCAUUUCAAUCACAACCCGUGCCAGCACAAUACCAAGCAAGCUCACACUUUACACCACAAUAUUACCAGUAUAACAGGUCCGAUAGUACGCUUGGUGGCUAUGGCUCUGUUUACCCACACCAGCAUCAAUCACCAAGCCAAUGGUCGGUCGACCAACACCAACGCCAGCAAUCUUUGUUAAGUAGCCAACAACUUCGCUCGCCGCUGCAGUAUCAAGAGCAGCCGGUGACAGCUACAGCGACAGCGACAGCGGGAUAUCGGCCAAAUCCUUACUACCAACAGCCACCAGUUCAUCAUAAAGCGGGUUUGGGAGCCCCACACCACUAGCAGUUUAAACCAAAUGAGUCUCGGGAAACAAAAACGCAAUAGAGAAAAGUAAUCUAUGAAACUAUUAUAUAUAGUAUAUACGAUGAGAUCUCUUGUCGACUUACGGGAAUGACGGCUGAAACAUUUUAUCUUUUUAUCUGUUAUUCCUCUUUCGAGUCCCUCAAUGAUCUCGGACGCCCUUUCGUUUUCCUUAUCGGCUUUCCCAUACUUCCCAUACUUCUUACAUCAUUCUUGUAUUCUGUCCAUUGCGUCCGUUGCCUGUUAUCCUUUUUCUAGCAGUUUUUCUAUAUACAAUCAUUGCAUCAACCAUCAUUAGAAUAUGUGCUAUCAUUUUUGUAUUUGGGAUGAGCUAUGUCAUUUUCUUGCUGCAUGAUUUUUUCCCCCCUCCUUGUUCUCUUUCUAUUACUUUUCUUUUCUUUUCAUUGUUUUCAUAUAGCAUCAUCAAACCUGCACAGCCUUUUUUUUUCUUUUUUUUUUCUUUUUUUUUUCUUUUUUUUUUUCUUUUGCUUGCCCUUUUCAUUUGCCCUCCUCAUACUUCCAUUCCGCCUUUGUUUUACUUUGCAUGGAUGCUAGAUAGGUAGAUAAUGCUUGCCAUAUUCAAUCUGUGAAUCUAACACACAACAAACCUGUAUUUUUACAUAUCUAUAUCAGUUCCACCCAUGCUCUUUCAUAUCUUCACACUUUGUUUUUAAAAAAAUUCCUUUUUAAUAUCUCUUCCCCUGAUGAAAAAAGUAUUAGAACUCUUAUUUACACCCUCUUUCUCUGAAGCUCAUUUUUGAUCUUUGUUGUCUGUGCAACUAUGCUCUGACCACUGAAACAGUGUCAUAUGACUCAUGUUCAUUGACGAGUGUCGUAUGAAUAUUGAAGAGAGGUAAAAAAUGAAACUAUCUAAGGGAGUAAUAAUAAAUAAAAUAAAGUAUUCUAUUCUUACUUGUCA